CUGCAUUCUCAAUAUACUACCGGUGCGGCACUGGUUACGAGCAUUGAAAAGGUUGCAACUGAUAUUGGUCUAACGACUACGACAGACUAUGUUACCCCAAAAGCAAUCGGAUUUUUGCCGAAAGGAAUGACAAAUAUAAAAGAUGCUGUGCUACUGGAGACAAGUCUACUGGAUCGCAUGUAG
This is a messenger RNA of Paraglomus brasilianum, 183 nucleotides long. The record is from the annotation of a GenBank genome assembly. Lineage: Eukaryota; Fungi; Glomeromycota; Glomeromycetes; Paraglomerales; Paraglomeraceae.